Molecule: messenger RNA, 6776 nt
Organism: Hypanus sabinus (Atlantic stingray)
Lineage: Eukaryota; Metazoa; Chordata; Chondrichthyes; Myliobatiformes; Dasyatidae
Gene: vac14
Product: vac14 homolog (S. cerevisiae)
Exons: 20
Coding region: 89-2419 (776 amino acids)
Biological process (GO): phosphatidylinositol biosynthetic process; positive regulation of kinase activity
Cellular component (GO): endosome membrane; PAS complex
Source: RefSeq, a predicted model, not a curated record
AGCAAUAUGGCAGCCUCGGAGUGACCGGGAGCGGCGGAAGCCAGAGCUUGUGUGUGAUCACACUGGGGGUCCACUUCUUACCAACAGAAUGAAUACAGAAAAGGACUUUACACCGCUUACCACCAACAUUGUACGAGCUCUCAAUGACAAGCUGUACGAGAAGAGGAAGGUCGCUGCCCUGGAAAUUGAGAAAUUGGUGCGAGAGUUUGUAGCACAGAAUAAUACUGGACAAAUCAAACAUGUAAUCCAAAUCCUGUCACAGGAGUUUGCUCUGUCACAGCAUCCUCACAGCCGCAAGGGUGGGCUGAUUGGUCUUGCAGCCUGCUCCAUUGCUCUUGGCAAGGAUUCCGGCUUGUAUCUGAAGGAACUGAUUGAACCAGUUCUGAUGUGUUUCAAUGAUGCUGAUAGCCGAUUGCGUUACUAUGCCUGCGAGGCUCUGUACAACAUUGUGAAAGUGGCAAGAGGCUCGGUCCUUCCACACUUCAAUGUCCUGUUCAACGGUCUUAGCAAGUUGGCUGCAGAUCCAGAUCCAAAUGUCAAAAGUGGCUCUGAGCUACUGGACCGGUUAUUAAAGGACAUUGUCACGGAAAGUUCAAAGUUUGAUCUUGUGGCCUUUGUACCUCUCUUGAGAGAACGAAUAUACUCCAACAAUCAGUAUGCCCGGCAGUUCAUCAUCUCUUGGAUCCUUGUUCUGGAAUGUGUUCCUGAUAUCAACCUGCUGGACUACUUGCCGGAAAUCCUGGAUGGGCUCUUUCAGAUCUUGGGAGACAACAGUAAAGAGAUCCGUAAAAUGUGUGAGACAGUCCUCGUUGAAUUUUUGAAGGAGAUCAAGAAAAACCCUACGAGUGUCAAGUUUGCAGAAAUGGCCAACAUCUUGGUCAUCCAUUGUCAAGCCUCUGAUGAUUUGAUUCAGCUGACUGCAAUGACAUGGAUGAGGGAGUUCAUUCAGUUAGCUGGCCGUGUGAUGCUGCCCUAUUCUUCAGGAAUUCUGACUGCCGUACUGCCUUGCCUCUCCUAUGAUGACAGGAAAAAGAGUAUCAAAGAGGUGGCAAAUGUGUGUAACCAGACUCUGAUGAAGCUGAUCCUACCUGAGGAUGAUUGUGACAAUAUCCGUCAGGUGUCACAGCCGCCACAGGAUGGCAACACUGAUGCAGACUCGAGCUGCAAGAACUCCUCCGACGAGCUGAACACGUACCAGAACUUGGCCACCAGCAACAACAGUGGUGCAUGCGUCAUCAUUGACUGUUCUCGGGAGACCCUGGACUUGGAUGGGAUUGUGAUGGUGCUGGAUCGCUACCUUCACGAUACAGUUACAGGGAUGAUGACACGAAUUGCUAUCUUGAAGUGGUUGUAUCAUCUUUAUAUCAAAACUCCUAGAAAGAUGUUCUGGCACACGGACGGACUAUUUCCCAUGUUGCUGAAGACUCUGUCUGAUGAGUCAGAUGAGGUGAUCUUGAAAGACUUGGAAGUGCUGGCAGAAAUUGCCUCAUCUCCAGCAGGUCAGACAGAAGGACACGAUUCAAGUGAAAGCAUAAGCACCCAAAAUAGGCAGUCAGAGCUGCACGUUCUUACUUCAUCCUCCCCACAACUGAACUCUUCAAAGCCACGCACAUUGGAAUGCUCUCCCUCGACUCCCACCAUGAACUCUUACUUCUUCAAGUUCAUGAUCAACUUACUGAAGCAGUUCAACAAUGAGAAAAGUCUGCUGGAAAUUCGAGGGCCUUUUAUCAUCCGGCAACUAUGUCUCUUGUUAAAUGCUGAGAACAUUUUCCAUUCCAUGGCUGAAAUCCUGCUUCGGGAAGAAGACUUGAAAUUUGCUUCAACCAUGGUCCAGACUCUGAACUCCAUCCUCUUAACAUCAACUGAACUCUUCCAACUUCGAAACCAGCUGAAGGACCUGCACACAAUGGAAAGCUGCAAUCUGUUCUGCAGCUUGUAUCGUUCCUGGUGUCACAACCCUGUGGCCACAGUCUCCCUCUGCUUCCUCACACAGAACUACAAGCAUGCCUAUGAUCUCAUUCAGAAAUUUGGGGAUUUAGAAGUGACGAUAGAUUUCCUGACCGAAGUGGACAAGCUGGUGCAGUUGAUCGAGAGUCCAAUUUUCACAUAUCUGCGGCUGCAACUCCUUGACGUUGAGAACAAUCCCUACCUGAUCAAGGCCCUGUACGGACUUCUCAUGCUUCUGCCUCAGAGCAAGGCAUUCCAGCUGCUCUCCCAACGCCUGCAAUGUGUACCCAACCCCGAACUGAUGCGAGCCACGCCCAGUGAGAAGUCCACGACCGCCAACAGGCAAGUUCCUUCAGAAAUCGACUACAACGAACUUCUACAACACUUUGAGAAGGUGCAGAACAAACACCUGGAGGCCAGGCACCAACGAGCAGGUCGCAAUGAUCAGCUGGAGAGGAAGCUGCCCUUGUGAGACUGGACUCCAGCCACACUUGACUGUCGGAUUUCCAGUUGCCAAAAGUAUGGAGCCAGUUUAGUCAGGCUGAUCCACUACUUUUGCAAUGUAUAUCCCUUCACCACUACAUAUAUUCACUGCACAUAGGUUGGCCAAUAUUCCCCUGUUGAUUUAUAGUCCCAGGAGACUUUCACAAUAUAGUGCCCAAUGCAUCCCCAUUGACCCAUGUAGUUCAUCCUUCACACUUCCUCUGCUAUCCAGCCUGUGUACAAUAGUCUUUUCAUAGAGUUCAUUACCUCUUAUUCAUCAUUAAUUCACACGUUGCUUGGCCGAUUUCCCUUUCAUAUUUCAGAUCAAUAUCCUCAUUCCACAUACAGGACCAAUGGUGUUAGUUGAAUUCAGUAAUGUAACCCCCUUUGUCUGUUUUAUUGUGCUGCAGUGCACUUAUGAAGCCUUGUCGGCAGCGUCUUGAGCAGAGUCAGUUUGUUCCUGGUGCUCAUGACUGGUUUUGGCCAACAGAGUCAUGAUCCAUAGCUUGAAAUGGGGAGGGAAACUCUUCUCAGGUAAAGAUCAUGCAGGGACAUUGUUGAAAGGAACAGAACAUCUCACAACCCAUCAUUCGAGAUACUUGAUGCAGAUGUCAAUGUCACACUGCUAGAGAUUAAGCAGGUGCAUUUUAACAGAAAAUGAUUUUGUAAAGAAAACAAAGAAGAUCCAUCAAGUUAAAUGGAAUGAAACAAAAGAUGUUCUCUCAUUACAACUGACAAUGGUCAAAGUACACUUAGUUCAUACCCUAAGUGUGUCACGUUAAAAUGAAGUAUUUGUAAAUUUGGACAAUUUGAUCAUUUCAAAAUUAAUAUCUGUGCACAAGAUAGAAUAAUAUUUAAAAAAACACCGAAUCGUGAAAUCUGCAGAGUGCUCAAGUAGUGCAAAGCUGAAGUAAUAUCUUCCCAAAGCAGAGCUGGGGAAUGGCCAAACACCUUGUUGCACCAUUAAAGCUCCCACCACACCACUCCUUGUUUCCCAAGCUUCAAUGCUAUUUAUUCACAAGACUGCUGAAUGCAAUGUAACUGCAUCCUGUCUUAAUUGACCCCUGCACUAAGAGUUGUUUGGGAGAAGGGUGUAUGACAGGAGAGCAAUAUUGAAUAUUGAAGUUCUUGCAACAUUUUUUAAAUUGCUUGUCUGUUACUGCUGUUUAUAUUCUGCAGGCCUUCAGUGGCUUGUGUUUUAGUUGGUGACCUCGACUUACUUGUACCGGUCUGGGAUCAAUGGAGGACUUGCACACAAGUCAGUAAUUGGAUUAGAUAUGCACUGAAUGUAAUUGCUUUUACCUUUGUUUAUUCCUUUUAUAUAACAGAGUAUAUCUUGACACUUCCAGGGGUGGCAUUCUAAUUUACUCAUAAAGUGCAGCAAAAUGUCUCAGAAAUGCCUGACAGAAACCACUCAACCAUACUCAUCUAUGAAGGGCUGUAACUGUUGCAGGAAUGUUCCUCUGGCCAAAUGCUGUGAUUGGAGGAAGUUACAUAAGACACCGCAGAAAACCAAUUUCAACAUUAGAGCAGCAAAUUUGAUUGUCAGGAUGUUUAUCCAAACACAGCAUAGAAACAUAGAAAAUAGGUGCAGGAGUAGGCCAUUCGGCCCUUCGAGCCUGCACCGCCAUUCAGUAUGAUCAUGGCUGAUCAUCCAACUCAGAACCCUGUGCUUGCGUUCUCUCUAUACCCCCGAUCCCUUUAGCCACAAGGGCCAUAUCUAACUCCCUCUUAAAUAUAGCCAAUGAACCGGCCUCAACUGUUUCCUGUGGCAGAGAAUUCCACAGAUUCACCACUCUCUGUGUGAAGAAGUUUUUUCUCAUCUCAGUCCUAAAAUGCUUCCCCUUUAUCCUUAAACUGUGACCUCUCGUUCUGGACUCCCCCAGCAUCAGAAACAAUCUUCCUGCAUCUAGCCUGUCCAAUCCCUUUAGAAUUUUAUACGUUUCAAUAAGAUCCCCCCUCAAUCUUCUAAAUUCCAGUGAGUAUAAGCCUAGUCAAUCCAGUCUUUCUUCAUAUGAAAGUCCUGCCAUCCCAGGAAUCAAUCUGGUGAACCUUCUUUGUACUCCCUCUACGGCAAGAAUGUCUUUCUUCAGAUUAGGGAACCAAAACAACACACAAUACUCCAGCUGUGGUCUCACCAAGGCCUUGUACAACUGCAGUAGAAUCUCCCUGCUCCUGUACUCGAAUCCUCUUGCUAUGAAUGCCAACAUACCAUUUGCCUUUUACACCGCCUGCUGUACCUGCAUGCCCACAUUCCAUGACUGGUGUACAAUGACACCCAGGUCUCUUUGCACCUCCCCUUUUCCCAAUCAGCCACCGUUCAGAUAAUAAUCUGUUUUCCUGUUCUUGCCACCAAAAUGGAUAACCUCACAUUUAUCCACAUUAAAUUGCAUCUGCCAUGAAUUUGCCCACUCACCUAACCUAUACAAGUCACCCUGCAUCCUCUUAGCACCGCUGCCCAGCUUCGUGUCAUCAGCAAACUUGGAUUGCCUCGUCUAAAUCAUUAAUAUAUAUUGCAAACAACUGGGGUCCCAGCACUGAGCCUUGCGGUACCCCACUAGUCACUGCAUCUGGCAAUGUGUGAGCAGAUCUUCAUCUGAAACCUUUUUUCAAGCAUAUCACAGGAAGCAUGACUAAAUCACCUCAAAACAAAUUGAUCCUUGCUCUAACUAAAUAUUUCUAACUGAAUUGACUCCCAGUUUAUAACGGGAAAUAUUUGAAGUGCAGAAAUGCUAGAUUUAAAGACAAAACUCUUGACAUUGAGAGGAUGGUGAUAUUAAGACUUCGUCCUUUCAAGUGCUGCCACUUUUAAUGGGCCAGUUAGCAUAAAACCUCUCCAGAGACAAGAAACAUGCAAAAAUCAAACACUGCCUCACAAAGUUGAAGCCCACAGUGGUUCAUGUCUGUGAGGUAUCCACUCGAGGUGGUCUCCAUCUUUCAUUGGCAGCAUGAAGUUGAUGUGGCUGUUGUAUCUCUGUUAUUUCUCAAAGUUUCUUCAAAAGCUGAAUAAUGUACAGUCGGUAGGACACACAAAAGCUGGCUGGUUGUCCUGGCGUCAUCAUCUUCACUCCCAUCUCUCUCCCAACUCUUCCUCCUUUUCCAUCUUCCCUUUCCCUGUCAAAAAUCAUGGAAGGAAGUGGCUGCUAAGCAAUUCUACGUGUGUCCAGGGACCACUCAGCUGACGCCGAUGGACAGGACCUUUCAUCUUUUUGUUACAAUGAAGCAACAAAAAUAGGAAUUCCUUUUAUAUACCUGUCACAAACUUAAAGCUGUUCACUGCCCUUCUUUAUAUAUUUUGGAAUCUGUCUCGUACUGGAGAAAAGUAAAUGUACAUCACUGAUUUAAUUCACACAGAUGUCAUGGCAGUACAGUUAAGACCUCACUUAAAAUACUUAAAUUUACAGAGACUCUGAAUAAAUCCAAACUCUCAUCUUAGAUUCCACCCCCCCCCCCCCACCCAUCCACCCAAUCUCUUUCACAAAUUCUGCACCAGUAUCACUUCACCUCAAGUGUUGAAGUGUUGUUCAUGAACAGGCUCUCUGCCACAGGUACUGCUCCUCUCUAUUUCAAACAGGACCUGUUCUGACCAUUUUGUUUAGCCCAGAGCAGGGUCUGGCUGCUUUAUGCUGAACUCUUUGUUUGUCAUGUCUGGCCAUAGUCCCAAUUUGUAUUUUGUAUUCCCUGAGAUCCAGCAUUGUCCAUAGGUCCGCAUUGUUUCUUUGUGUGUUUGCAUGAUACUGAACUGGAUGGAGCUUAUUCGACUGCACAGGUCUGACGCAGGUCAGUAUCACAUUGCACACUGAGUUGAAGGAGGGUUUCAUUACCCCACUGCACUCACCCCUGAUGAAAGUGGAACGUUGGAGACCAUGUUACUCGUUGUGUAACAUUCACUGAGUAUAGGAGUGUCCCCCUCCCAAUAUUCAUCAGAGUAGGAAGAACUCAGGGCUCUGGCCGAAGCUGGCACGUUGAAGGAAAGGUGAGUGCACCUCACUGGUUGCAAGGAAUCCAAUGGUAUGCGUUGUUGCGGUAACGUCCUAUGAAUUUGCCAUUUGCACUGAUGAAAAGGAGUGAUGUGGAUUGAAGCAAAUGGAGGGAGUGUUUGCCUGUACUUGAGAGCUCUAACUGAAUGCCCAGUUGAUACACCAGUAGCUAGUUAUAGCAAAUCACUUGCCUUAAUUGCACUGAAGGUGGAUUACAAAUUUGUCAUAAACCUCUUUGAAAACUAAAGAGUAAGAACUAAUCAUGGCCUCAGAUUGUAAAUAAAGGCAGCAUGUCCACUGAAUCAACAUUAUUCUUGUUUACAAAGAGACUUGUCAUUUGAAUUUAAAAUUGAAAUAAACUUGAGU